Messenger RNA from Peromyscus maniculatus bairdii (prairie deer mouse), 3682 nucleotides. RefSeq names its product RAP2A, member of RAS oncogene family (gene Rap2a). Gene Ontology annotation, molecular function: GTPase activity; GTP binding. Lineage: Eukaryota; Metazoa; Chordata; Mammalia; Rodentia; Cricetidae. The record is from RefSeq and is a predicted model, not a curated record. Gene Ontology annotation, cellular component: membrane. Gene Ontology annotation, biological process: Rap protein signal transduction.
GGGCUUCAUCCUGGUCUACAGCCUGGUCAACCAGCAGAGCUUCCAGGACAUCAAGCCCAUGCGGGACCAGAUCAUCCGCGUGAAGCGGUAUGAGAAGGUGCCAGUCAUCCUGGUGGGGAACAAGGUGGACCUGGAGAGUGAGAGAGAAGUGUCCUCCAAUGAAGGCCGCGCCUUGGCCGAAGAGUGGGGCUGCCCCUUUAUGGAGACUUCUGCUAAGAGUAAAACCAUGGUGGACGAACUCUUUGCAGAAAUUGUGAGGCAGAUGAACUAUGCCGCUCAGCCUGACAAGGACGACCCAUGCUGUUCUGCCUGUAACAUACAAUAGCACCGACAUGGCUGUCCCGGACAGGACGCGUCUAGACUCGUAGGCCCCAGUAACCUGUCUACUCCGUCGCAGAUUGUAGGAUGGGUGGUGUGAGUCCACAGUGCACCGCAGCCCUCGGGCUGAUGGUCAGGUGACGCCUCUGAGUCCCUGUGGGUCCAGUGACUGCAGUCUCCACCACUGUCCUCAGUCUUCUGUGCAUCUGCAACCUGAAGGCACACCAUUGAGCUACAGGGUGAUCUCACUUGAAGUGAUGAUGGUAUUGCCACUGAGUUAGCAGAGGCCGCUGUUGUGUUAAUUAAAAAUAAUCAGGAGAGAAAAACCAGAUGAAUUCCUAUAACCACUAACAAUUAAAAUAUUUUGUUGUCUUUAAAAAAAAAAAGUAAAGGAGAAAUAUUUUCCUACAAGAGUGCUGAAGUCAUGAGUUGAUGGACCUUCCAGCCGGUGUAUCCCACCAGGUGAACAGCUGGCCUGCCAGCAGCCCUGCAGGGAGAGUCUGCUCAGCCGACACACUUCUGUUGUUCAAAAUGAUGCUUAAUUGUAGGUGUUUUCCUAAUUUGUGACAUGAAAUCCACUCACCUAUCAAUCCUCAGUAGAGUAAAAGUCAGAACAAGGUUGUAUGAAAUCCAAUCUGGCUUUAGAAUUUGUUGAAUCACCUGCUUUGCCACAGGAAAUAGCCUCUCAUGAGGGCUCAUGAGAGUUGAAAGUGCACACCCACCCUCUCUUAACGGAGCAGGGAUGGUCUAUUUACUGAGCAAAAAGGAAGCAACUGAGAUGGAGAGGUUGCCUAGCCUUACUAACGAGUCGAUUAACCAGUACCAUCGUGGAAGGAAAAUGAAGCCAUGUUACAUCCACACGUUCCCGUUUGCAGACCCUCACAGGACAGGACAGAUAUUUGACAUUGUGUGUGUGUGUGUUCAUGAAAGCAGCCUUUAAGGGCUGUGGUUGCAAUGUGACCCUUGGCUCACCUGCUUUGGAAAUCCAAUUUGCUGUAACAGAGCUUUAUUGUAGGCAUAAAACAAAACAAAAACAGAUUGAGUAAUCUGUGAAGUAAUUUGGGCUUAAAAGUAGAAUAUAAAUUACUAUAGAGUGCAAUGGAAGGGGACGGAACCUUUUCAUCUCCCUUCCCUGGAGGACCAUGGAAGGGCUUCUUGUAGCUGUUCUGCCCUGAUUACUGAAGUGGCACAUACGUCUAGACUGAAGCUUUUGUUCUAAAAGGGUGCUGAAGCUCAGCAUGUUUGGUUUCCAUAGCCGUGGAGCGUUUAUCAUUUGCAUGAGUAAUGGCACAGGAGAACCCUAUCCAGGAGUUUCAUGGUCGGUGUGGAAGAGGUAAGUGCUGGGGAACGCCUGAGCCCGCCUGAGACCAGUUAGGCCUUCCGGAUCAGUGCCGCUGAGCCCGGACACACUUGGCACCCACACCUUCCUGGCUCCACAGUCUUGUGCAAGUAACCGCUUAGUCUUAUGUGUGUAACUGAGAGAAGAGUGUGUGUUUGUGUGUGCAUGUGUGUUUAUUCCUAAGAAUUUGGCACAAUUCAGAGAUCAUUGCCUCUACUGAGAAUCUAUACUACAGAACAUAAUGUAUAAGGAAACGUUUUUAAAUUAUUAGUCUCUUAUAAGCCAUUAACUCCCCCCCCCACCCCCCGCAAGUGUUUUAGUAACUGGCUUUAAGCUUAGAAGAUAGAGGGAAAAAAAGGUCAAUGGUGUUUGUCAUAUGUGAGAAAAACAAAUAAAUAAACAAAUAAUGUGGGUGAAACCAGGUUGUGGUGUUAGGGAGUCAUAUGUGAGAAAAACAAAUAAAUAAACAAGUUAUGUGGGUGAAACCAGGUCGUGGUGUUAGGGAGUCUGAAUGUUUUUAUCUUCACUGUCAUUUUCUCCAGUUAGGAGGCACUGCAUUCAUAGGGCAAAAAGUUCUAACCAGUUUUCUUGGAACAAAGUUCAUUAUAUGAAAGCUAAUUUGACUCAGACAUAUCGAGAAAUCAGAUUCAAGGAGUGUGUUUUAUCUACUGAAAUAGAAAUGGUAGUGCAUUGGCCUGAGGCCUCUAACUUGUGAGACUAAUUCUGAUUGUUAAACUCCCAUAAGGAAUAGCAGGUUGUGAUAUUGCACAUUCGAAGCAGCUGUCCCGGUUCACGGUUUCACACCAUGGAUGGCCAUGGAGACAGGAAAAGGGUCACGUGUGAGAAGCCUGGCAGGGGGUGAGGUGGAAGUGUCUGCCAUACCUUCAGGCGGCUUUCCUGGGAGGCUACGGUUCCUAAGGCCUGGUGUUUGCGCCGGUCCUUCAUAGUGCCCAGGCGUCACUUCCCCACCACAGACUCUGCCAUGCCCUCCUCUGCUCCUCUGGUGUGAACCUGACUGCUGUGCAUGAUGUUUGCCAGGAUGGGAAUCACAGCCCAGGGACAGGAACACGACACUUGGCACAUGGGACGGCAGGCCGCACAGGAGAGCCAGUGGCUCCGCCUGCCGUUUCUUCAAAGCCCCAUCCAACUAGAAACUAGAGAAAUGAAAGUUGGUUCUAACAUGCCUUAAGAACAUUAUGGUUUGACCCAAAGACCCACUUUUCUUUAGCUAUUACCAAGUUUGCUUUGCUUUUUUUUUUUUAAACAUUUAUCAAAAGGCAGGGUUUUUUUUAGAUUUAUUUCUUUUAAAGUGUAACUUGUGGGUUCUUUUACGCUGUGGUAGUGAUGGUAACUGAUGCCUUUCCACCGUGAGCUUCCGUGAGACAAGCCAGCAUGUGCUGAGGAGCCUUCGGGGUCUUCCUCCACCACUGAAAGGUGCUCUGAUGCUCCCACCCUCUGCUUUGUAGAGUUGGGGUCUGACCCGGCCACUGCAGCUGCCGUCACUCUCUGUGCUGAAACUACUGAUGCUUGCGUCCCCGCGUUGCCCAAGGGCGUCUGCUCUGUGCUUUCCAGUGUGAGUGUUGCUGGUGAAUGUGAAGCUGCUUUGUCUGCUGCUCGUGGGUUUGUUUGGUUUCCCAGUCCUUCAUCAGUAGCCCCCUGUUAGCACUGGUUAAGCUUUAAUUGUCUCCUCAGCCAAUCAGAUGUUAGACUGUGGGGUCCUUCUGUUUAACUUGUCCUUGUGCAUCCGUUAAUCCUCCAUCAGGGGUUCUAGAAUGGCUGCAGGAGAUUUUGAAAACAGACUUACCAUUAUUGAUUUGGGGGUUCCCAGAGAUACAGUUCACAGUUAAUUGUUGAACUCUAAUACAACUGACCAUUUAAAAUUGAACAACAGUUUAUUGUUUUGUAACAAUGUCGAGUAAGCCCCGACAUUUCAAUUGAAACAUGAAUUGUAGUUAUAACUCAAUGCAAAUUCAACAGUUGUAUUUGGAGUUAAAUUAUUUUAACAAAUAAAUUUAUUUAAUGAAA